Molecule: messenger RNA, 1853 nt
Organism: Musa acuminata subsp. malaccensis (wild Malaysian banana)
Lineage: Eukaryota; Viridiplantae; Streptophyta; Magnoliopsida; Zingiberales; Musaceae
Product: cyclin-D5-2-like
Biological process (GO): regulation of cyclin-dependent protein serine/threonine kinase activity; mitotic cell cycle phase transition
Cellular component (GO): cytoplasm; nucleus; cyclin-dependent protein kinase holoenzyme complex
Molecular function (GO): cyclin-dependent protein serine/threonine kinase regulator activity
Source: RefSeq, a predicted model, not a curated record
GCAGGGAGAACAGCUUGCGGCCACCAUAUUCCACACUCCUGCACACAUAUGGGGGGAUCCUUCAGAGGAACCUUUGUCUCUUCUCGUGUAACCACGAGAGCUCUACAAAGGCACUGCUUUUACUAGGCCAUCUUUUAGGCUCGAAACCUCCUCCUCUAUAUCCUCCAUCCAGGAAACAACUCUGACCUCCGGCAUGGCUGAUUCGGGCUACAUGGUUUCUCUGUCUACUCUCAUCUGCAAGGAACAUGAAACAUGCUUCGAUGUGCAGGAAACUGAGGAGGAGGAGGAGGAGGAGAAUGCAAAGGUGAUGUUGUGUGAAGAGGACUCUGAUGAAUACGUAGAGAUGCUGCUGAACAGAGAGAGCUGCUUCUGCAGCGCAACUCCUGAUGCAGCAGCUGGAAACUCAGUUAACUCUGCUCGUUCUGAUGCGGUUCGAUGGAUUCUCAGAACGAAGGCCUUCUUUGGAUUCAGCAUGAAAACGGCGUACGUGGCGGUGAUCUACUUGGAUCAUUUCUUCAUGCAUCGAACUCCCGAUUCGAUCAAAGGCAAGAGCUGGGCCAUUCGGUUGCUGUCGGUGGCUUGCUUAUCUCUGGCCGUGAAGAUGGAAGAACGCAAGGUUCCGGCGUUGUCGGAGUUCCAAACAGAAGACUACCGAUUCGAUACCGAAGCCAUACAGAGGAUGGAGCUGCUGGUUUUGGGUACAUUGGAGUGGAGGAUGAGCAUGGUCACGCCUUUCUCCUAUCUGAGCCACUUCGCAUCCAAGCUCCAACAGCAUGCAUCGGAGGGCGUACUGUGGAAGGCCAUUAAGCUCGUAUUUGCAAGCAUCGAAGUAAUGAAUUUGGUGGAUUAUCGAGCUUCAGUUAUAGCUGCUGCUGCAGUUCUUGCUGCAUCGGAUGAAGGAUUAACUCAGAAGUCAGUGAAGUCCAAGAUGAGUACCGUCUCAUCAUGCAGAUCUUUGGACACCGAUCAUGUCUUUUCCUGCUAUAGUCUGUUGAUUCAAGAGACACAAAAGGAGAAGCUGAAAACAUCAAAGGGUUUGGCUCCUCCUGAUCACUCGGUGGCUGAUGGUUUGAGUGUCGACAGUUCGGUUGAUACUGACGGAACCAUCUCUUUUGUGGUUGCAAGCAGCAAGAGAAGAAGGUUGCAAUAGUAUUGGAAUAGCAACUUGAGAACUCAGACUCAGGCAAUGGUUUUUAUGGUUGUCCAUGAGGAUUGAUUUGAUUCUCUUAGUAAACAUAUAUAUCGUAUAGUUGAUUGAUGGUUUAGUUUGAAAAGGUUUGGAUGUGUGGUGUUGAGAGGGUGUUUCACACACUCACUAGUUACUGGUGUAGAGAGAAGGGAAAGGAAGGAGAGAAGAGAGGUUAAAGCUACAGCUCAAAGUAUAAAAAGACUGACUGAAGAUAAAACAAAGAAAACUGAAAAAACAAGAAGGGAUGAGUGUUACUGUGAAUAGGGUGGCAAGCAGUGGAGUUGGUUCUCAGCUUCUUGUUCUUGAUUUGAGGAUCACUUCCCCAUUAUUCAUUGUAAUGUGGCUUUUCAUUUUUGUUCUUCCGAAUGCGAGGAGUGGAGAUGCUGAUUCUUUCAGUGGAGGGAGUCUGGUGCUUUGAUUGUUUAAGAGAUCCUGUAGCCAUGCACUUUGGGUGGAGGUGCUUGGGAUGCUUUCUUGAUAUCUUAAAGGCUGUGAUCAGAUGCACUUUUGCUGCAUGCUGGCCAGAUGAAUGUGUAAUGUGGGUGAAGGGUUUCUUUUUCUUUCCCCUACUUUUUUUUAUCUUCUUUUGCAGUGAGCAAAGUAUAAUGUUGGAUGAAUUGUAAUUGGGUUUGCUUGAAUCAUGGGAAUGAAUUUGGUACUGCAU